This is a messenger RNA of Agrilus planipennis (emerald ash borer), 841 nucleotides long. It is a transcript of the gene Rrp40, whose product is annotated as exosome complex component RRP40. Bases 141 to 827 code for a protein of 228 amino acids. The record is from RefSeq and is a predicted model, not a curated record. Lineage: Eukaryota; Metazoa; Arthropoda; Insecta; Coleoptera; Buprestidae. The transcript has a single exon. Gene Ontology annotation, biological process: poly(A)-dependent snoRNA 3'-end processing; U4 snRNA 3'-end processing; nuclear polyadenylation-dependent rRNA catabolic process. Gene Ontology annotation, cellular component: cytoplasmic exosome (RNase complex); nuclear exosome (RNase complex). Gene Ontology annotation, molecular function: RNA binding.
AUUAUCUAUGAUUAUAGGUUAUUUGAUCAAUUUUACGUGCUGUUAUUAACUCAAGUUUUGAAUUAUUCAGACAAUUACGCUGUACUUUCUUCAAUUUUGCUUCUAAAAAUUGUUUACAAUUACUAAAUCAAGAGGUAAAGAUGGUAAUAAACAUCGGGGACGUAGUUUAUCCGGGUGAUACAAUAAAUAACGUAGAAAGUCUUAGAGGUGUCACGUUAUUCGGCCCAGGAUUACAUAGAAGUGAUAAACCCAACAAGUUACAAAUAACCCGAGCUGGAAUAUUAAGUUUUAAAACACCGAAUGUUUAUUGGGUUGAAAGUUUGCAAAAAAGAUACGUUCCCAAAAAGGGCGAUUUGGUUGUUGGUGUGGUGUCUAAGAAAGCAGGAGAUGUCUUAAAAGUAGACAUAUGCAGCAGUGAAUUGGCGUCUUUGUCGACACUAGCCUUUGAAGGAGCUACAAAAAAACAGAGACCUGAUCUUCAGGUAGGAGAUUGUGUUUAUGCAAGAUUACUAAGUGCUCAUCGAGAAAUGGAACCAGAAUUAGUUUGUGUAGAUUCAUAUUAUAAAGCUGGGAAAUUGGGACCCUUAUCAGUCGACGGAUUCUUAACUACGGUCAGCUUAAAUUUAGUGAAUCGUCUGUUAAACAUUGAGAAUCCAUUAUUAAGAACUUUAGGAAAGAAAUAUGUGUAUGAAAUUGCAGUAGGGAUGAAUGGUAGAGUCUGGAUAAAUGCACGUAGUACAAAGGAUAUCUUAGCUAUAGUGACUGCAUUACAAGCUGCUGAACAUCAAAGUGACAAGACAAUUCUGGAAAUAUGUAGAAAAUAUUAAAGGAAUUAAAAUUG